CACCUCUGGUGUUCGGGCAUCGCUGUCUCUGAACUUCUGGCUGCCUAGUCUUCUUCUUCUUCUUCUUCUUCUUCUUCACAAUACCAAAGAAAAAGAAAAAGGGUAGGCGAAUGGUCCAAGCGUCGCUCCGUCAGGGCCGUUCUGACACCACCAUUUAUGUGAAUUGCCUCUCUCUCCUCCGACCCACCUGCGGAUGAAGAUGGGUUUCCGCCUAGAAGAAGAGCACGAUUCCAAAUCACAUUCUUCCGAUUGGAGUUGUCUGGACAACGAUCUGACGGAGCUCAUCCUCUCCUACCUUCCUCUCCGUUCCAUCGUCCGAGCUCGCCUGGUCUGCAAGCAAUGGAACUCCCUCAUCGCUCAGGAGUCAUUUGCUUCUCGCGUUUCUAGGAAGAAGAAGCCGUGGUUCUUCCUCUUUGGGCAGAACAACGUGUUCUUGAAGAACAACCAGGCGUUCGGGUUCGACCCCGAAUCGAAGGAGUGGAUUCGCCUCUCCAGCUCGCUGUUUCCUCGCCCCCUACGCCAGGAGGACUCCUUCAUUGGCUCUAGCGGGUUUUUCUUCCUCACCACGGGCUCUACGCUCUCCCAGUUUCGCUACACCCCUCUUCUUUCCGAUUCAUGGCAGUUCACUCAGCCGCUCCGCUUCUCGAGGUCGAAUCCGUUGGUGGGUGUCUUCGAAAUUGGGGGUUCCCUCCGGUUUAUCGUCGCCGGAGGGGCCCGGUUCAUCGGGGGUUUGGUGGAUAUUGAGGAGAGGCUGGCGGUCGAGAUCUACGAUUGCCAAUCAGACUCGUGGGUGCUUUGCCCACCGCUCCCUGCCCAUUUCCGACCGGGGAAUUCUUCUCAGUGCCUGUGUUCUACUUUGCUCAAUGGGAAAUUCUUCGUUUUCGGAAUCCAUUCGGGGUUCGUUUCCGCUUUCGAUCUCAAUCAACACCUCUGGAGUGCUGUUCGGGUACUGAAGCCGCCUGGGGUGAUUUUCUCCUUCUUGGUGUCUUGCCAGAACCAGCUUAUCCUUGCCGGUCUGUGCAACAAUUCCGAUGGGCCUUCGUUUAAUCUGUGGCGGGUCGAUGAGGGAUCGAUGGUGUUUACUGACCUUGCUGUCAUGCCGAGGGAUCUUUUGAGUUGCUUGAUUGAGAGCGAUGAGGAUGAGAAAUUUGCUAGCUUGAAGUGUGUGGGAUUAGGGAAUCUCAUCUAUGUCUUCAAUGAGGAGCACCACCGAGUUUAUCCGGCCUGCGCCUGCGAGAUAUCUCCGGACUUGGGAUGCACGUGGUGGCGUGUGCCAGAGUUGCCCCCUCCGGUGAACAAAUUCCACAAGGUGAUCGGCUUUUGCUCGAAAGUGCCCUUAAAUGGUAUCUUGGGCCAUGGCCCAAAGAGCUGGUUGUUGUGAAGACAACCGUCCUUCCGUUCCUUGUUUGUUAUGUCUAACAUUCUCUUCAGACUGUAUAUUAUCCGUCAAAACCUGUGAAUUUCUGCGUUUUUCAGUUGCUAUACAUUUGCUUUUAAUACUUUUUUUCUUCAUACUGGCGGUAGUUGUGGUCUUCUACGUAUCAUUGUACUGCAAUAGUUGGAGGACCUCUGCAUCUAAAAGUGUAUGUUUCAGUAUAUCUUCUUGAAUUUCUGUUUCAGUUUCUCCUGCUUUA
Nymphaea colorata (pocket water lily) is the source of this 1634-nucleotide messenger RNA. RefSeq names its product F-box/kelch-repeat protein At3g24760. Gene Ontology annotation, molecular function: protein binding. The transcript has a single exon. The record is from RefSeq and is a predicted model, not a curated record. NCBI's taxonomy places the organism in Eukaryota, Viridiplantae, Streptophyta, Magnoliopsida, Nymphaeales, Nymphaeaceae. Bases 194 to 1381 code for a protein of 395 amino acids.